CCCCCUGUAUAUGAAUGAGAGUGGAUGUUACGUAAUUAAUCCAGCAUUUAUGUGCAAUAGUAUGGGCUGUGUCCAAGGUGGGUAUCAUGUGGCUAUGGCUUUGUAUUUUUACCAAGGUAUUAUUUGACAUGAAACGGCAACUAGUUGCAGUCGUGUGGACAUUACAUUGCCCAUUUGGGACGCAGCUCAACUUUCAUCUCCAAAAAUGUGAAAACUCGAAAGUACACCAUGUGGGCUAUACAUGUAGGUACGUGGUAGCAAUGGCAUUCACAUAUCAUCCCAGCCUAGCUCUUUACAUGAGGGAGUGCUUGUGUACAGAAGCUAUUUGUUGCGGUUAGCGUCUACUAGUUAAAGCUAAACUAGGAUCCAUCAGUAACAAAGAGGAUGCCAGCUGAAUCAUCAUAUUCAAGCUAACCAUCUCUUGUUCACUUCGCAGAUCAGCUUUGCAGUGUCCAACUGUAAAGCGAGAUCUUGAUGUCAUUUGAGCUGGAUUCGAUGCCCAGCCAAUUCUACAGAGCUGCAGCCUAAGUAUAGAAAUUUCUUCUGGCGUAGCAAUAUAUUUGCUCAACAGUAAGGACGAGAUAUCUGAGCCAAAAUGCCGCAUGACCAUUUGACAUAUAUAUCUAGGGAAUGUUUUCACAGUUGAUUGCUGCAUAGACAUUUGCCAAGCUGUAUUACCUACCUACCCAGCUCCACGAAUUUGCCCAUCUUACCAAGUUAAUUAGCCAAGGACUGUACAGAUCAGAUGACAACUCCCAAAACAGUUGGGCUGGGGACUCAUGCAAUGGAGGAGGGGAGACAUGCCAGAUGUGCUACACCCCCUUCCCCGUUGGAAAUGUUGAAAUGUCCACAUCCUAUCUGGCACAGUCAAUUUUGCUGACAGUGUCCCUUCAAAUUUCACCCUAAUUUCACUACUGCCUUCAAAAAUUAAAACAUAAAGAGUAAGUCCUAAAGGUAUUGUAGGGAUUUUUAGAGAAUAUCCUGAUCUUUCUGGUCAUGAACAAGGAAAUAUCUCUCAUCUGUAGCUGUAAACUACCAGCAGAAAUAAAAUCUAGCACUUGGUACACAAAUGACUGGUAUGUUAUUUUGCCAUUUUUUUAAAGUAUAUGAGCAUAUACAUAGUACAAGCAUCUGUCAGCAACAUCUUUUUUUCUCCCGACGUGGACAACUUUUCAAAUAAGCUGCUUCUCAGAAGGUUCAUUCCUUGUCAGAUUUGUACAUGAAGACUGUGCUGCACAUAGACCUGCCAGCAUUGUGCCAUUCGCGUUGCCGAUGAUGAGUUUGAAUGCAUUUCAUUUUGUAUCAGGGAAACUAGACUCGAGUAGGACAAAGGAAUGGGAGAAAAAAAUGAGGGAACAGAUGGAUAGGUUGGUGUUUGUUCUGAUGCAAUCAAAGGAUGGCGAAUUUUCAAAACAAAAAUCACAUGUACAUGUAUAGUACUUGUCCUUGGUGUUUUGAUGGAUGGUUCAUAUUUGGCAGAAGUUAUCUCUUCAGAUGUGUGCGUGCAUGCACACGUUAGAAUUAAUUUACAAAAUUCUCAUCUUGACAAUAUAAAGAUUGAGUUUAUUAUGAAAAGACCUGACAGGUAUGCACUCUCCCAAGGUAAUCUAAAGUCACUGAUUGCCUAUAGUACUCAACAGAGCUGAAGUUAUUCCCAUCUUAUCUCACUUUCGCAGAGCUAUCGAUUGCUUAACAAAUUUCAAGCAACAGAAAUGAACAGAAAAUCAUUAAGUACACGGAGCAAUACAGAGCACAUGACAGGCUACCUGGGGAUGUGUUUAAUUGUUGAGUGAAUCACAUGUCUGAACUGUACAACUGUAAAUUGUUGUUUUUAGAGGCAGGUUCAUACGUUUGGCUUCCUGCGGAUCUCAACCUUUAAACUAUCAGCUUGCUCAUACGUGUGGUAUUUCUUUGAAGUGAAUAACUUUUGUAGCUUCUGCAGCCCACAGUAUGCAGAGGCUAAUGGACUGCGUUGGAGGGUAUUUUUUUAAAAAUUGAAUCCACCUUUGCAAGUCAUUUUUCAGUCCAAGUCAUCAACUAAAUAUGAUCAGAUGAGCAGCCUGCUCUGUUAUGGUGAAAACACCAUCUGGCUCACAUGUGCUCAUUGUUCCUGUGAAUUUCUUUAACCUUUGCAGACAUUACAUUCUGCUUACAGGCUUUUUUUAUGCCAAACUAACAAUCAGUUUGCUUUUCAUAGCCAAGCAGUUAUGCCAAUCCAGUUGUUGCCGUGGGCCAUAUCGGCAUUUCAUGCAAUUGCGUCUCAUUUGUAGGACAUGGACAAAUGGGAAGGUUUUAAGGUAGCACAUUUGGUUUUUGUUCUGCAUUAGGAUUCAUUGUGCAGUGCCUGGUGACAAUCAUCAUGCAGUGCAGCCAGGCUGCUUUCAGUGGGAGGUCUCACGAGUUUGGGAAAAUUACGGAAUAGGGGAAAUCAAUUUGCACAUAUGCAGGGCAGGCGACAUUCAUUUUUUCUGCCCAAAAUGAUCGAUGUCGCUCUGAAAUUUUGCCGUCAGAUUUGACAAACAUUUCUAGAAACGCCCACAUCCAUUAAGCAGGAGGGAGCCUAUAGCUGUGUUUCUUCAUCUUGAUUAUUGAUGGUUGGUUCUAUAUUGCUGAUUAUCAUAAAAGAAUGUGUGUGCUUGCGAUUGGCUGCUGUAGCUUGCCCAUUUGUGGCCCUCAGGACAACUGUCUCUGCAAUAUGCCAGUGUAUCCUGUGAAAAUGAAGAGUGUUGACUUGAUACUCUUGUUUCAUAACAAACUCCAGUUAUAUGCUAAUUGUAUCCCACCAACAAAAUGUUAUCUCCUGAGUAAAUAAUUCCUCUCAGCCACUGGGGCCAGUCAUAACAGAGUGAAAUUUGAGUAGCCAUUCAUAGUCGUUCAUGUUCAACUCCCUGUAUGUAAAUAUACUGUAUGUAUAUAACUAUACUUUCCGAGACAGAGCACCUUAAUAGGCACUUACAUGUAAGGGUGACUGAAAAUUUGAAAAUUGAGUAUAGCAGUUUAUGUACAAGUACUUCAACAGGAUGUACUUUUUUGGUAUAUGCACAGCAAUGUUAUAAUGUACGUAUACGUUGGUAAACCACAGGAGCUUGAGGUUUUCAAAUGCAUUGAAUCAUUACAAGUUUUCUGAUGAGAACUUGUGUAAGUUCAGUUCUUUACGCAGAGGGAUAAAACAAUCGGUUAUAUCGCUCAAUCUGUGGAGGUCAUUUUUGUCAUCUGUCAAGGUUUUUUUGGGUGGGGGUUGGUAAGGAACUUGUUGUGGUAUUCUCCCAAAAGGCAGAUAUUGCCAAUAAUGAAAUGGCCAAUUCUAGAUGAUAUUUUUAAUAUUUCCUUAUCCAUGUAGGGGACAACAUGAUGUUUGUUUCACAACAGGACACAUUUUUUAUGUCUUGCAUUUUUCAUUAAUGUGUUGAAUUCUUUAACAAUGGCCCAAGCUAAAAUGCCACUCUUUGCUUGUUCACAGACUGAUACCAACUUUUGGUGAAACUGAAAGUGAACCAUGUGGAAGGAAGUGAUUGCAAAAGAGCUGUGUUUUGAAAUCUUUCAUGUCGUUUGUUUUCUUUGAAUACUUCAUACACAGCCCGUGCUGCUGCUUAUCUGUUGUAAGUUUAUUGUGUAGUAUGAUUACCUAGUCCAGAGAGAAAGCCAGAGAAAAUUGUAAACGUAACAGGGAAGGAAACGAACAAGGAAGUUGUUGGAAUAAUUUUUGAUCAGUUACACCAGUUAUUUGUAGCACAGCAAAUGUGAGACUUGAAAGGCAGAUGCAGAGAAGCACAUGAUGUAUAUGCAUUAUAGGAUGCAUGGAAGAAUGUUGUUACCAUUAAUUUCCAUUUCCACAUUGCUCCAUGGAUACCUACUUAACCUCCACGAGGAAGUUACUAAGAAGAGCUUAUUAUCAAGUGUCAAAGCUGACCCUUCGGCCUUACGGUUGGCUUCGAACCUUGCCCAUUAGGAGAACGGCUGCUGCUGUUGGUACUUUUGCCCCCUGUCGGCAAAGACAAGAGCAUUUUGAGCUGGGGAAGAAUGAUCUCAGCGUUGGCUGCUGCAGUCAAGUUGGAGAGGAGAGUGCGGAAGAAAGUGACUGGUCUUCAGAGGAUGAAGGCUCUGCCUCCAGACGGGUCCGUAAUGAUGGCGGCCACAGGAAAGCGCGGCGCAACCGGUCCCGCAGAGACCGUAAGCAAAAGGACGCUAAAUUGGAUGAGAAGCAGAAAGUCAGCAAACCCCCCGAGGAGAAACAGGAGAAUACGGCCACACCGGCCCCCAGCGCUCCGGUCACCCGGCUGGCCGAAGUCCUGUCCAGCAAGGAAGGGCUGAAGAGCGCUGCCUUGAAGUCCACUGCCAGGGAUAACUCCAAUGCCAAGGACGAGGCAGAAGGAAAGGUCUCCGAAGAAGUGCACAGCGACUCAACAACAAUCAUCAAGAUAAAACCCCCACCCACUGCACCCAAGCCCAGGGCAAAACGGACCAACAGCACCAAGUCCAGCGACGGCAUGGAGGACAAGCCUGGAGAGUCAAGAAACUGCAAAGCUGCAGAAGAUAAGAACACAGACGAAGUGACAGCCACCUUUGGUCCAGUAGAUGACAACAUUUUUGACGGGAUGGAGAUCACUAAGCCAAAGCUGACAUCUUACAAGCGCACCAUGGGGCCGCAGGGCCGUCGCCUGCCCCAGCGCUACUCCAACCAGGUCCAGUCGCAGCGCUUCUCCAACCAAAGCACCAAUUCCCUGGCCGCUGUGUCCGCCUAACGACUCACAGUCUGGACAAUGAGAGGUCUUCUUCUUCAGGAUUGUAAAUAAAGACAUGUAAUUAUUAAUUCAAUUGUUCUUCUUUCAAUACCUUCAAAUAGCCAACAAUCAAUGACGCUUGAGACUUUGAAGUUAUCUGUUGCACUAUAGAGAGAGAGAGAUAAAAAAGAGAUGGGUAUUUAAAAAGACAAGAUCAGAAGGUUUGCUGUGUUGAAAUGUUUCAGUCUCCAUGAUCGUGUUUUAGCACUCAUUUAUGCCUGUCAGACUGAGGUCAGAACUAGGCGUUGUCAAGCUAACACUUCUGUCAGAUUGCAAGUAAAGCAUGUUGUGUAUCGCUUUUAAGCCGUGCCUAUCCGAUGGUUCUGUUUGUGGCCAUGGACAAGUGUCCCUGGCAGGCUCUUGAUUGUCACUGCCAUCUUGCAGCCAAUGUCCACACCAAGAGCCUACGGCCAGUGCACAUUCUGACCAAGCUUCUUUUGAAAAUAAAGACAGAAUAAACAAGUACAUCGCACAUGUUGUAUUGUCCUAAGGGGCAUUGUUGCCAAGACAACAAAAGUGAAGAAAAAAAGCGAAGGUGAGUAUUGCCGCAAAAAAUAAAGACAGAAUAAACAAGUACAUUGCACAUGUUGUAUUGUCCUAAGGGGCAUCGUUGCCAAGACAACAAAAGUGAAGAAAAAAAGCGAAGGUGUGUAUUGCCGCA
Messenger RNA from Acanthaster planci (crown-of-thorns starfish), 5442 nucleotides. RefSeq lists its product as uncharacterized. The record is from RefSeq and is a predicted model, not a curated record. NCBI's taxonomy places the organism in Eukaryota, Metazoa, Echinodermata, Asteroidea, Valvatida, Acanthasteridae.